This is a messenger RNA of Microcebus murinus (gray mouse lemur), 747 nucleotides long. RefSeq names its product KiSS-1 metastasis suppressor (gene KISS1). Gene Ontology annotation, biological process: G protein-coupled receptor signaling pathway; positive regulation of cytosolic calcium ion concentration. The record is from RefSeq and is a predicted model, not a curated record. NCBI's taxonomy places the organism in Eukaryota, Metazoa, Chordata, Mammalia, Primates, Cheirogaleidae. Gene Ontology annotation, molecular function: kisspeptin receptor binding.
CCCGGGACCCGGGGAGACGAGACUGCGGCUGACGUCACGGCCCCACCCUCUAUUUAUGGGAGGAAAAGUGAAGAUUAAAUUCCCAAGCCAGUCCGCUGCGCACACACCUGUCUCGCCCAUUGGCCGUCAUCUCAAAGCCCUGUGCAGAGCAAGCGCUCAGCAAUGAGGAAAGAAGGGACGAAGGCAGGAAACAGGAGGGAACCCCCCUGGUCGCAGGACACAGACCAGGAGCUGCCUUCGGGUCGGAGGCCUGAGCUGACCUGGUUUUCUCCUGGAGCGGGCUGCGGGUCGGGGGGCACUUCUAGGACCUGUCUCCUCACCAGGAUGAACUGCCUGGUUUCUUGGCAGCUGCUGCUUUUCCUCUGUGCCACCUCCUUGGGGGAUCCACUGGAAAAGGGGGCACCUGUGGAGAAUCCUAGAGCCACAGGCCAGCAGCUCCGGCCCCAGGACCUCCUGGCCGCCUGGGCGCAGAGCCCGCGCUGCGCGGAGACGAGGCCCGCGGCCGCCGCGCUGAGCCCUCGCGGGGCGCCGCUGUGCGCGCCCCCUGACGGCGCCGCGGGGCCCCAGCGGCCGGGCCCGUGCGCCCCGCGCAGCCGCCUGAUCCCCGCCCCGCGCGGCGCGGUGCUGGUGCAGCGCGAGAAGGACCUGUCCGCCUACAACUGGAACUCCUUCGGCCUGCGCUACGGCAAGCGGCAGGCCGCGCCCGGGAGGGAAGAGUUUUCCGCUCAACCACUGAUGCCGGAAUGA